AUGACUGCCUCAGGUCCGUACUCAGUAGGAUUAACCGAGGUAGGUGAGAGUUUGAAGGCCAACCCUAACGAAGGUGGAACAGGAAGGAUGCAGAGUGGCUCCAAACCGUGCAGAAAAGAGAAGAGAGAGGAGACGAACAACACAACCACACGAGAAACCGUGGGAAGCGAGCGCUUAUACUCGCUACAGUCAGGAGAAGCGCGAGCUCUAUAG
Penicillium odoratum is the source of this 213-nucleotide messenger RNA. RefSeq lists its product as uncharacterized. The coding region runs from base 1 to 213 and encodes 70 amino acids. Lineage: Eukaryota; Fungi; Ascomycota; Eurotiomycetes; Eurotiales; Aspergillaceae. The record is from RefSeq and is a predicted model, not a curated record. The transcript is spliced from 2 exons.